Molecule: messenger RNA, 1725 nt
Organism: Pteropus alecto (black flying fox)
Lineage: Eukaryota; Metazoa; Chordata; Mammalia; Chiroptera; Pteropodidae
Gene: ISM2
Product: isthmin 2
Exons: 6
Coding region: 1-1389 (462 amino acids)
Source: RefSeq, a predicted model, not a curated record
AUGUCUCCAGACAUUGCCAAAUGUCCCUGGGUCUCAGCCUUCCCAGAUGCCAGCUCUCCCAGGGGAACGGAGGAGACACCACUGCUCCCCAGAAUCCGCCUCCGGCCAGGGCCAGGCCAACACGAGCACUGGGCUCUCACCGAGCCAGCAGCUCUGACCCCAGAAAAGGCAGCCCCUCCUGGGAUCCAGGAAGACACUCCCUUGCUGCUGGAGCUGCAGAAGCUGCCAGGAUUGGCCAACACAGACUUGAGUUCCCCGAACCCCAAUAUCCAGGUGACAAUCGAGGUGGUAGAGGACCCCCAGGCCGAGGUGGAAAUGGACCUGUUGGCCGAGCCCAGCAAUCGCUGGUCCCAGGGUGCCCCCACCUGGCUGCCUGCCAAGGAGCUCUUCUGGCCCCUCUUCUGGGGCUACCUGGAGGGUGAGGAGGCAGGGGCCAGUCUCAAGGGCAGAGUCCCUGGGGAAGAGGAAGAGGAGGUGGAGGAGGAGGAGGAGGACUACCCUGAAGAGCAUGGCGAGAGUGAAGACCAGGAGGGCAACGAUGAGGACGAGGAGGACGAGGAGCCUGGGUUCAGUGGGAACACAGGCGGCUGGGAGCAGGGCUGGCUGGCCCCCAGGGACUGGGCCUUCAAGGAGUCGGACAGCUAUGACUAUGAGGUUCAAGAGGAGUGGAGCCCCUGGUCUCCUUGCAGUGCGAGCUGCGGCAGCGGCAGCCAGCAGAGGACUCGGCCCCGUGGCUACGCCUGCACUGCCACCGAGUCCAGUGCCUGCGACCUGUCCCCCUGUCCUGGCGCCAAGGACGAGGACCCCUUGGGCUUUCCCAGUGAGGGGUGGCAGCCCCUAGGCCACAAUGCUAUGGACAUGCUCGGCCCAGAUGUGGACAGCUGUGAGAAGUGGCUGAACUGCAAGAGCGACUUCCUAACCAAGUACCUGAGCCAGGUGCUGCAGGACCUGCCCAGCUGCCCGUGUGCAUACCCGCUGGAGGCUGUGUACAGGGCCGUGAGCCUGCAGGACGAGCACCGGGGCCGCAGCUUCCAGUGGAAGGAUGCCAGUGGCCCGAGAGAGCGACUGGAUGUCUACCAGCCCACGGCACGCUUCUGCCUUCGCUCCCUGCUGUCCGGGGAGAGCAGCACGCUGGCCGCCCAACACUGCUGCUAUGACUCGGGCAGCCGGCUACUGACACGAGGCAAGGGCGCCGGUGCGCCUGACCUCAUCAGCACGGACUUCUCACCCGAGCUGCACUUCAAGGUGGACACGCUGCCCUGGAUCCUGUGUAAGGGGGACUGGAGCCGCUACCAUGCUGUGCGGCCGCCCAACAAUGGCCGGGCCUGCGCUGACAACCCUCCUGAGGAAGAGUACCUGGCCCAGCUGCAGGAGGCCAAGGAGUACUAGCGAGAGGGCUGCUGUCCUGGAGAACUUUCCUGGCAGGCCCCCUCACCCUGCCCACACUGGGCGAGUGCAAGGGCCCACCCUGUGAGGCCGGUCUGGUGCCACAUGCUCUCUGCCUGGGAACCCGAGCCAGGUCAGCACCCAGGUUUCAGGUUGGGGUUGGAGAGAGGGUUGAAGGGUGUAAGGGGCCCAGGGUGAGGGGAGGGAACUCAGCCCCAUGGUCCCUGGGGGUGCAGUGGAGAUCUGUGUCUGUGGCGGCCUCCCUCUCCUGCCUGCUGGGGGGUGCUGUCCCAGCCUGGCUACCCAUACUCCUCCCCCUCCUUGGAGCUGGGCUCUCCU